AUGGCACAUCCAACACAACUAGGAUUCCAAGACGCAGCAUCACCAGUCAUAGAAGAACUUCUUCACUUCCACGAUCACGCAUUAAUAAUUGUAUUCUUAAUUAGCGCCCUAGUAUUAUACAUUAUUGUUGCAAUAGUAUCUACUAAACUCACUAAUAAGUUUAUCUUAGACUCUCAAGAGAUCGAAAUUGUAUGAACCAUUUUACCCGCCGUGAUUCUAGUAAUGAUCGCCCUACCCUCCCUACGCAUCCUAUAUCUUAUAGACGAAAUCAACGACCCCCACUUAACAAUUAAAGCAAUAGGACAUCAAUGAUACUGAAGCUAUGAAUACACAGAUUAUGAAAACCUAAACUUUGAUGCUUAUAUAGUACCAACCCAAGACCUCACCCCUGGACAAUUCCGACUCUUAGAAACAGAUCACCGAGUAGUUAUCCCAGUAGAAUCCCCAAUUCGCAUCCUGGUGUCUGCCGAAGACGUACUGCACUCUUGAGCUGUUCCAUCCAUGGGCGUAAAAAUGGAUGCAGUCCCAGGACGACUUAACCAAACCGCCCUCCUCGCCUCACGCCCAGGGGUAUACUACGGACAAUGCUCAGAAAUUUGCGGGGCCAACCACAGCUUUAUACCAAUUGUAAUUGAAGCAGUACCACUACCACACUUCGAAACUUGAUCCGCAAAUCAACUAGACUUCGCCU
Molecule: messenger RNA, 691 nt
Organism: Onychostoma macrolepis
Lineage: Eukaryota; Metazoa; Chordata; Actinopteri; Cypriniformes; Cyprinidae
Source: the annotation of a RefSeq genome assembly